Molecule: messenger RNA, 645 nt
Organism: Acanthocheilonema viteae
Lineage: Eukaryota; Metazoa; Nematoda; Chromadorea; Rhabditida; Onchocercidae
Source: the annotation of a GenBank genome assembly
AUGGGUUACGGUAACUUAUUUAUGCUCUGGCGUGAUUAUGGACCUUUUGAGGAAAAUACAUUGAGAAUAUAUGCUGCGGAAAUUGCUUUUGCUUUAGAUUACAUUCACGGGAACAAUAUAGCCUAUCGAGAUUUAAAAAUGGAAAAUAUUGUGCUUGACCUUGAUGGCCAUAUUCAAAUUGUUGAUUUUGGUUUCGCUAAAAAACUUGUUAAUGGAGAACGAACGCGAACAGUAUGUGGAACACUUCAGUACAUGGCUCCCGAAAUAGCCAAAGAGAAAUUUUAUGGUAGAGAGGUGGAUUGGUGGUCUUAUGGAGUGUUACUUCAUAUCUUAAAUACAAAUAGUUAUCCAUUUCCGAAUUGUGAUGUCAGUUCGCACAUUGAACUUAGAUAUGAUAGUUAUAGUACUCCUUGCUCUGAACCAAUAUUAAGCGAUCUUUUCAAUAAGCUACUGAGUGUAAAUGUAGAACGAAGGAUACAUACAUUUGCGCAAGUGAAAUCUCAUCCGUUUUUCGAAAGCAUUAAUUGGGAUGACGUUGCACUGAAAAAGGUACAUUUCUGUUUUAAUUUGGAUUUAGAGAUUUUAUAUGACAAAGUAGUGUUUCACUGUAUUGAAGUGGAGAGUGGACUCGAUGAGUCCAUCUGA